This is a messenger RNA of Boleophthalmus pectinirostris (great blue-spotted mudskipper), 846 nucleotides long. RefSeq lists its product as uncharacterized. The transcript is spliced from 5 exons. Bases 1 to 846 code for a protein of 281 amino acids. The record is from RefSeq and is a predicted model, not a curated record. NCBI's taxonomy places the organism in Eukaryota, Metazoa, Chordata, Actinopteri, Gobiiformes, Gobiidae. Gene Ontology annotation, molecular function: protein binding.
AUGAUCAACAAUGAACAGAUGAACAAUGAUCUACCAGUCUCAUCAUCCGUUUGCACUGCUUCCCCUGUUUACGACCAGAUACAGAAAAUCAUGGACAACACGAGGAUCUUUCUGCUGCUGCUGGUGGUGGUACAUUCUCUCCUCUCAGCUGAAGGAGAAUUAACACCAGAGACUCAGAUCUGUGACAUCCACGCUGUGCUCAGAAAGAUAAGCGCUGAACUGGCUGAACAGAAAGUGAGGAUAGAGCAGCUGCAGGUCGAAAAUCAAGCCCAGGCAACCAGACUGAAAGAAGUGGACACCCUAGUGCAACAACAACAACGCAUGAAAGAUGAUUUAGAAGCUCAUGUGGCUGAGCUGAAUCUCCUGAAGACCAGCUCCACAGUCACUGAAAGCAAAGUGGAGGCUCUGACCCGAGACCGGACAGUCAGGCAAGUGGCCUUUUCUUCUGCAUUAGUAGAUAAGGGUGAUAUGACUCUUGGGCCUUACAAUGCAGAGACGACUAUUGUCUAUAAACACGUGGCCUUAAACAUCGGAAAUUCCUACAAUCCACAGACAGGUUUCUUCACUGCCCCGGUCAGAGGAGUGUACCAUUUUGUGAUUUUUGCCCUGUCCAGUGGAGACGUCGCAGCGGGGGCAUAUCUGAAGAAGAAUGGACACCUUGUGUUUAUGGCCCAUGAGAGUCAGCCGUCUGGGCACGGCACGGCGAGCACUGCUGCCACACUGCUCCUGGAACCUGGAGAUGUGGUGUAUGUCACUCUGUAUGCCAACCACAGACUAUAUGACAAUCUGAAUCACCACACUUCAUUCAGUGGACAUCUGCUGUUCCCAAUGGGAGACUCUAAUUAA